This is a messenger RNA of Astyanax mexicanus (Mexican tetra), 5666 nucleotides long. Its product is annotated as A disintegrin and metalloproteinase with thrombospondin motifs 3. The record is from RefSeq and is a predicted model, not a curated record. The coding region runs from base 230 to 3961 and encodes 1243 amino acids. Lineage: Eukaryota; Metazoa; Chordata; Actinopteri; Characiformes; Acestrorhamphidae. The transcript has 22 exons. Gene Ontology annotation, biological process: proteolysis; extracellular matrix organization. Gene Ontology annotation, molecular function: metalloendopeptidase activity. Gene Ontology annotation, cellular component: extracellular matrix.
CAGGCCGCAGCAGUAGCGGCGUGUGUGUGUGUGUAUGUGAGAGAGAGUUUGUGUGAGUGAGUGAGCGCGCGCGUGUGAGCAAUGCAGCGUCUGUGCUGCUCUCCUCGCACACACACACGCACGCGCCAGCUUUCCCCAUGAUCCGGGGCCGCGGGGAGCUGUGCAGGCUCGCGCUGACGGAGAGGGAAGUUCACAGCGGCUGGAAAAGUUCUGGAAGUUCAGGAGAACCAUGGAGCCCGCGCGCCUCCUGCUCUACUGCACCCUCAGCGCGCUGCUGCCCCGCGGGCACGAGCCUCACACACACGCUGCAGAUCUCUCAGGGAAGCUGAGCGAAUACGGCCUGAUCGUUCCGUUCAGCACAGACUCUCGUGGACACUAUGUCUCCCACGUCCUCUCGGCCGCCGGCGCUGACGCUGCGUCAGGAAAACACAGACGGGUGACCCGCAGCGUCCCCGAGAGCGAGCGGCAGAGCGAGUGGGACGGCCAGCAGGUGUUCUUUAACGUCACCGUGUUCGGAAAGGAGCUGCACCUGCGGCUAAAGGCCAACAGCAGACUUGUAGCCCCCGGAGCCCACCUGGAGUGGCACGAGGACUUCGAGGAGAAGGCCAGGAUGCGUAUCCGUGGAGACUGUGUGUUCACUGGAGACGUGACCGACAUGCCGGACGCAUCGGUGGCCAUCAGCAACUGUGACGGACUGGCUGGACUGAUUCGCACAGAUAACGGAGAGUUCUUCAUUGAGCCGCUGGAGAAAGGCCAGCAGGACGCAGAGGUCAAAGGUCGAGUUCAUGUGGUGUACAGAAGGUCUGCCAUCAAAAGAGAACCUGGAAGGAACCAAGAGGACCUCCAUAAUGAAGUGUCAGAUUUUGGGAUUGCUGAGCUGCCGAAUGCUCUGGAGACGGUGGAGCAGAAGCUGUUGGAUUCGGAUCGUAAACGGCGGCACGCUAAAAAAGAUAACUACAACAUUGAGGUCCUGCUGGCUGUGGAUGACUCUGUGGUCCGUUUUCAUGGGAAGGAGCACGUGCAGAACUAUGUCCUCACGCUCAUGAACAUAGUAGAUGAAAUAUACCAUGACGAAUCUCUGGGGACCUGCAUCAACAUUGUGCUCGUUCGUAUGAUCAUGGUGGGCUACCGUCAGUCCAUCAGCCUGAUCGAGCGAGGAAACCCGUCCCGGAGUCUGGAGCAGGUGUGCAGGUGGGCAAACACCCAGCAGCGGCUGGACCCCAACCAUGCCGAGUACCACGACCACGCCAUCUUCCUCUCCAGGCAAGACUUUGGUCCCGCAGGUAUGCAAGGUUACGCCCCGGUCACUGGCAUGUGCCACCCGCUGAGGAGCUGCACCCUCAACCACGAAGACGGAUUUUCAUCAGCAUUCGUCGUAGCGCAUGAGACGGGCCAUGUGUUGGGUAUGGAGCAUGAUGGUCAGGGGAACCGGUGUGGGGACGAGACCAGCAUGGGCAGCAUCAUGGCUCCUCUGGUGCAGGCGGCGUUCCACCGCUACCACUGGUCACGCUGCAGCAAACAGGAGCUCAACCGCUACAUCCACUCAUAUGACUGUCUGCUGGAUGACCCGUUCGAGCACAAGUGGCCUAAACUCCCAGAGCUGCCCGGUAUCAACUACUCCAUGGACGAGCAGUGUCGCUUUGAUUUCGGGGUGGGAUAUAAGAUGUGCACAGCUUUUCGGACGUAUGACCCCUGUAAGCAGCUGUGGUGCAGUCACCCUGAUAAUCAGUAUUUCUGUAAGACGAAGAAAGGUCCUCCUGUGGACGGGACAGAGUGUGCCCCAGGCAAGUGGUGUUUUAAGGGUCACUGUAUCUGGAGGUCAUCCCACCAGCCCUAUGGCCAUGAUGGAGCCUGGAGCUCCUGGGGAAAAUUCGGCUCCUGCUCUCGCACCUGUGGAGGAGGAGUCAAAUCCCGCAGUCGCCAGUGUAACAACCCUGCUCCAGCGUAUGGGGGUCGUGACUGUCCUGGAUCUGCGUUUGAUUAUCAGAUGUGUAACACUGAGGAGUGUCCCGGACAGUAUGAAGACUUCAGAGCUCAGCAGUGCGUCCAGCGCAGUAACAAAUACCACAACAACAUCAAACACACCUGGCUGCCCUACGAACAUCCUGAUGAGGCCCAUAAGUGUGAGCUGAGUUGUCGCUCUAAGGAGACGGGUGAGAUAGUGUUUAUGAAUCAGGUGAUGCAUGAUGGGACACGCUGCAGCUACACUGAUCCCUUCAGCGUGUGCGCUCGAGGAGAGUGUCUGCAUGUGGGCUGUGAUAAGGAGGUUGGCUCCUAUAAGCAGGAGGAUAAGUGUGGAGUGUGUGAGGGAGACAACUCGCACUGCCGCACCGUUAAACUGACACUCACUAAAACGCCCAAAAAAACAGGUUUGUUAAAGAUGUUUGAUAUCCCAGCCGGUGCAAGACACAUAAUUAUCGAGGAGAACGAGACGUCUCCACACAUCAUUGCUGUUAAAAACCAGGUCACAGACAUCUUCAUACUCAACUCCAAGGGGGAUGAAGUCAAAACCAAGAGCUUCAUCGAGAGUGGGCUAGAGUGGGAGUACUCUGUGGAAGGAGAAAAGGAGACUUUGAAGACUGCCGGCCCUCUGCAUGAAGGCAUUGUCGUACUGGUGGUUCCUCGGGAGGAUGACACUAAGAUCAGUUUAACGUAUAAAUACAUCAUCCAUGAAGACUUAGUCCCCAUCAUCACUAACAACAAUGUGCUGCUGGCUGAGCUGGACACCUAUGAGUGGGCCCUAAAGAACUGGUCCCAGUGCACUAAACCCUGUGGAGGAGGUGUUCAGUACACUAAAUACGGCUGUAGGAGGAAGAGUGACAGUCGACUGGUCCACAGAAACUUCUGUGAGGUCAAUAAGAAACCCAAACCCAUCCGCAAACGCUGCAACAUUAACGAGUGCAGUCAGCCAGUGUGGGUGGUGGAGGAGUGGGGGCCCUGCAGUAAGACGUGUGGGAGUCAGGGCUAUCAGACUCGGGUGGUGCAGUGUGUUCAGCCGCUGCAGAACGGCACCAACAGACCCAUUCACAUAAAAUACUGCAGCGGAAAGCGACCCGAAACCCGCAGAACCUGUGGCCCAAACACCUGCCCAGCACAGUGGAGGACGGGGGCGUGGUCACAGUGCUCUGUAAGCUGUGGUGAUGGUAUCCAGCAGCGACAGGUGGUGUGCAGGGCAUCAGACAGCAGCAGUGUGGCGAAGUGUGAGGGGGAGAAACCUGAGAGUGUAUCCAUCUGCAAAAUGCCAUCCUGCCCAGGAGAGGCGUCAUUCUCCACCCCGACUGUGGAUGUAAUGGGCAACGACACUACUGGCGGCGAGGGGUUAGCUGACGCAUCUCUGAAUAAAAUCUCAAAUGAGCCAUGUGUGGGGGACAAAUCCAUAUUCUGCCAGAUGGAGGUUCUAGCACGAUACUGCUCUAUUCCAGGCUACAAUAAGCUGUGCUGCGAGUCCUGCAAUAAGAAACUGGACUUUACCACCGCACCACCUGGCCUCUACUCGUCUGCCUCACUGCAGCCAGAGCUGAUCCUGUCUGCCCAGACACCCGUCUCCAGCCCGGAGCCCUCCAUGCUGUCGACUACGCCACCUCCACCAACACACACUGCUAAAGUUAGAGUUAAAGCCAAGAAACCGCAAACCACUGCACCAGGCCUUACCACGGCUGCCGUGAGCUCCAAACCCAUCAGCUCUUCCCCGACUGAGGAGGUCUCCACCCAGCUAUCCCCCGCCAGCACCUCCUCUGGUUCACCUCUACCUCCAGCGCAGAGUACUAGCAUUAGCGCUGCUGUUAGCAUCAGUGCUAGUGCUUCCAUUAGCGGCACUCGUUUGCCCUCUCAGGACUUGGACAGGAAGAAGGAGAAAGCAAAACCUCGAAACAGCACUUUAGCCUCUCCGACCUCAGUCAAGGAGUACACGGACCGAGCCAAGAGAGACUGGCACAACAGGAACUUACCAGUAGUCACAUGAGCUGGAUGUUUCACAGUACUGCUUUUAGCAUUGCUGCUGACUGACAGACUGACUGGUGCCAAUUGUUGUCUGAUGACAUCAUCCCUUGGACCUCUGGUUUUAUUCUCAUCUUGUUUUUUGUGUUUUUGUAAACUCUUCAUGCCAGUGGACUUGGACCAGUAAUGGGUUACCUCCAACAGUGGCAAAACCGGACCAAGAAAGUAAAAAUCCACCCCAAUUUUGUUUCAGCUUCCCCUGAGGGUGUUCCAGCAAAAUCCUGGGGUGGAUUUUAUCCUUCUGGACCUGGAUUUGCCAGUUAUGGUUACCUCAAACCUCUAACCACAUCACCAGCAGGGUGAAACUAUGUACAUACAAUUAACUGUUACAACCGCAUCUCCCGGCAUCCUCUGCAGUGAGAAAUGGAAAUAAGUUCAAAAGAAAAAAAAAUAACCAAGAGGAAACCUCUGAAUUGAAAGGUGCUGUAUUGUUAAAACGACUCUGAUCCACGUGUUGAAAUGCAGUGACUGCUUUGCUUGCAUACAAGCUUCAAUUAGCUUCAAUUCACCACCUCACCCACUCUUCAUAACUAUAAGUGUUCGUACUGAGACAGCACAAGACAUUGCUAGGGAAGCACUGAAGCAUUUCAUUUAAAAGCUAAGAGAUACACCAGUCAGCCAUAAAAUUUAAGUCACUUCCCCCCCCCAAAACUCAUUGCUAAUUUUUCCACUCUACUGACCAUAUAGGAGCAUCAUUAAAAUCCAUGUAGUGUUAAUCCAAUUAAGUUGUCAGUGAUUUUAAUAUUAUAGCUGGUCCAUGCAAACAGGGUGUCGCAAAAAUAAGGAACGACUCAUAAAUAAAAGCGCUUUGGCAGGCAAUGAUCCAAUUUUUGACACAAGCUGCAGGGGUCGAGGAACUUGUUGGGGCCAUAUUACCAACAUGGUGACCAUCUUGAAAGUUGCCAUCUUGAAUUCAACUUUUAUUUAAUUUUUUUUAUGGGAAGGUAGAUGUGGGACCAUCAAGCUGGUCGAGAAUACACCAGAAAGCCAGUUGUGUACUUCAUGUUAAUUUACCUAAAUUCAAUAUCAUCUACAGGCAAUGUAUAAAAGGAUGGCACUAUCCCAAGCAGAACAUCUAGCGACCAUCCUUAUGCAGGUGUCAUUACGGCAGAUCUAAGCCAAUGCCACCCGAACAGUCCUCCAGCCACCCACAGUGCAGUUGCCAAAAUGGUUGUCAAAUUCUAAAAAACAUUGAUUAUGUUGCCAAUAAACUGAAAGCUAGACCAAAACUACUAUGGAUUUAGUAAAGCAGUUGUCUCACCUAGGUUAUCCUUAAUAUUCAAACAUGGUGGACUGCAUAUCUGACACAUUCUGUAGCCCAUAUGGUCAGUUUUCUGGUUUUAACAUGAUAAUGAAAAAAGUUGUUAACAUGAAACACCAUUGUUUUAUGGUUUUUUUUUUUUUUACAAAUGUGAUGCAUCAUUACCCUUCUCACACAAAAAAACUAAGCUGAUUUCAAGAUGGCAGGUUCAAGAUGGACAUCAUGUAGGUUUCCAUCUUCUGCAACAGCUUGUGUCUAAAAUUGAAUCCCAGUUGGCCAAAAUGGUUUAAUUUCAUAUGAGUGGUCUUACUUUUGAGACACCCGGAGUCCUUCCCAGAACUCCCCAAUUUUUAAGCUAUUAGUUGAAACUAUAUUCCAUUUUGGUUGGAAGGUAAAAGGACAUUUUUUU